Molecule: messenger RNA, 494 nt
Organism: Racocetra fulgida
Lineage: Eukaryota; Fungi; Glomeromycota; Glomeromycetes; Diversisporales; Gigasporaceae
Source: the annotation of a GenBank genome assembly
AUUCAAAAUGGUCUUCAAAAAGAAUCGAUUGAUUUUGUAUUAGAUGAUUGGUUUGACUGCUUCCUUCAGAAUCAAGAUCAUAACUCUAUUUCAUCAGAAGAUAAAAUAUUUCUUAUUCGACAGAUUACUAUUGAAAUUGGUCAAAUGAUAUCUUUCAUACUUUCUUUAAAUAAUCCAAAAAUUGACAUGCAAUCACCAUUAAAAAAUAACGUAAUGAUUAAUACCUUUUGUGAAGAACAUACUUCUGAUCUCUUUCCUGAAGGCUUGCAGUCUCUUUUUAAUGUCACUAAUUUACCCACAAAAGAGAAGCAACAACCUGAAUCUGCAUUUCAUGCAAUGAUUUUUCUCAUUAAUACGCUAUUGCAGAAUCAGCUUGAAUUAUCUUUCAAUGUUUUUACAUUAAUUAUUGAAUGGGUUAGAGAUGUUUUGGAAUUUUGCAAUACUCAUGAAUUUACGUCAACUGAUACAAAAGAUCAUAUUCGUCAAGAACUUGA